Molecule: messenger RNA, 5007 nt
Organism: Acipenser ruthenus (sterlet)
Lineage: Eukaryota; Metazoa; Chordata; Actinopteri; Acipenseriformes; Acipenseridae
Product: peroxisome proliferator-activated receptor gamma-like
Exons: 7
Coding region: 173-1672 (499 amino acids)
Biological process (GO): hormone-mediated signaling pathway; cell differentiation; positive regulation of transcription by RNA polymerase II
Cellular component (GO): nucleus
Molecular function (GO): RNA polymerase II cis-regulatory region sequence-specific DNA binding; nuclear receptor activity; zinc ion binding
Source: RefSeq, a predicted model, not a curated record
UUAAUGUAAAAGUUGUUGGUAUUCGAGUUUAGCUUGGUGUUAUCACUGCAUCACCUGGUAUGUUUCCAACAACAGUACGUCUUAGUGGUGUCUCAGGAACUGACACUGACAAGUUGUGAUUAUAUUAUUACCAUAGAACUUAGUGUAUGUUUGUGCGAGGUAGGAUUAACACAUGCAGGAUUGUCAUUACACUGUCAGCAAUCCAAAUAUUUCAUUAAGCGGACCAGCCAUGGUAGAUACACAGCUGCCAAUGUGGCAAGUGAGCUUUGGGCUGAAUCCAGUGGAUAUGGCAGAGCUAGAUGACCACUCCCACUCUUUUGACAUCAAGCCCUACACAACAGUGGAUUAUUCCGGCAUUUCCAACCGGCCUUACGACUACAACCCUCCCGAGAGAGGCAACCUGACAGAGCUAGACUGCAAAUAUGAUUUUAAAUUACAACAGUACCAUCAUACAAGCACAAUAAAACUUGAACCACCAUCUCCACCUCAGUACUCGGACAAAAGCUUUCCAUAUACAAAACUGCAUGAGGACCCAUUGAACUCCACGCUGUCCGUAGAGUGCAGAGUCUGUGCGGACAAGGCCUCGGGAUUUCACUAUGGAGUCCAUGCAUGUGAAGGGUGCAAGGGCUUCUUCCGCAGAACAAUCAGGUUGAAGUUGGUAUAUGACAGGUGUGACCUAAACUGUCGCAUUCACAAGAAGAGCAGAAACAAAUGUCAGUACUGCAGGUUCCAGAAGUGUCUCAUGGUGGGCAUGUCACACAACGCCAUACGAUUUGGCCGAAUGCCCCAGGCUGAAAAGGAGAAGCUUUUGGCAGAGAUCUCCAGCGAUAUUGACCAGAUGAAUCCUGAGUCUGCUGAUCUCCGAGCCCUUGCCAAGCACUUGUAUGACUCAUAUUUCAAGUCCUUUCCUCUCACCAAAUCCAAGGCGAGGGCCAUCUUGACGGGAAAGACAGGAGAUAAAGCCCCUUUUGUGAUUCACGAUAUGAACUCUUUGAAGGCUGGAGAGCAUUACAUCAGCUUCAAGCAGCCCCCUGUUCCAGAGCAGGGGCAGCAACAGAACAAGGACAUGGAGAUACGUCUUUUCCAAAGCUGUCAGUUCCGCUCCGUAGAGGCAGUCCGGGAAAUCACGGAGUUCGCCAAGAGCAUCCCGGGCUUCGUCAACCUGGAUCUCAACGACCAGGUGACUCUCCUCAAGUACGGCGUCCACGAGGUGAUCUUCAGCAUGCUGGCUUCCCUCAUGAACAAGGACGGGGCCCUGGUCUCCUGCGGACAGGGCUUCAUGACCCGCGAGUUCCUCAAGAGCCUCCGCAAGCCCUUCUGUGAGCUCUUGGAGCCCAAGUUUGAUUUCUCUGUGAAGUUCAACGCCUUGGAGCUGGACGACAGCGACCUAGCAGUGUUCAUCUCUGUCAUCAUUCUCAGUGGAGAUCGCCCAGGUUUGGUGAAUGUAAAGCCCAUCGAGGACCUACAGGAUAACAUGCUGCAAGCACUGGAGCUACAGCUCAAAAUGAACCACCCAGACUCCCCCCAGCUCUUUGCCAAACUGCUCCAGAAAAUGACAGACCUCCGGCAGAUCGUAACAGAACAUGUGCAGCUUCUGCAGCUCCUCAAGAAAACAGAACUGGAUAUGGACAUCCACCCGCUUCUGCAGGAAAUAAUCAAGGACUUGUACUAGAAGACUACAUUCUGUCUCCUCACCCACUCUGUAGCCCUUUUCCUUUCUUUUGUUUUGAUUUUAAUAAAUUGCACUAUGUCAUUAUGAGGGAAACAUAGUACAUGCCUGUGAAAUUACUGUGAAUACGUAAAUAGUUUAUAUAAAUGCUGAAUGACCCUUUUUCAUUUAAGACAUAGGGUGCAGUUAGCUUCAGUUUCUGUCCAUGUUUGUAUGAGUUUCUGUAACAGCUUAUUCGAAUGAGUCUUAAAACAUGGAUAAAAAAUGGAAUAUCAGAAUGAAAUGGCAAGGGGUAACCUGCUGGAUUUGUUUGGAGCAUUUUACAGCAUUGGGGAAUCACCCAGAAUUUAUUUUGAAGGGGGCUCCCGAGUGGCGCAUCCAGUAAAGGCGCUCCUCGCAGGAUGUGCCCUAUAGCCUGGAGAUCGCUGGUUCGAAUCCAGGCUAUGUCACAGCUGACCGUGACCGAGAGUUCCUAGGGGGGCGGCGCACAAUUGGCUGAGCGCUGCCCGGGUAGGGAGGGCUUAGGUCGGCAGGGGAAUCCACGGCUCACCGCGCAUCAGCGACCCCUGUGGCCGAUAGGGCGCCUGUGGCUCUGCAACGGAGCCGCCAGAUCUGUGUUGUCCUCCGGCACUAUAGGUCUGGUAGCAUUGCUGUGGAUCUGCAGUGCGAAAAAUGAUGGCUUGGAAGGAGCACGUUUCGGAGGACGCGUGUUCCAGCCUCCGUUUCCUGAGUCGGCGGGGGGGUUGCGAGCGGUGAGCCGGGGAUACAGAUAAUAAUUGGGCAUGCUAAAUUGGAGUGAAAACCGGGGUAAAAAUAAUUGUCGACGACUAAAUUAAAAAAAAAAAAAAAAGAAAAAAAAAAAGAAUUUAUUUUGAGUAAGUGCCCCCAGACCUUCCUUAUAGUUAACGUGCGUGCGUGCGUGUGUGUGUGUGUGUAUAUAUAUAUAUAUAUAUAUAUAUAUACUGUUCAUCCCCUUAUAUUUACAGACUUUAUUGGUAAAAUGAAAUAGUGGUUCCUCAAAAACAUUCUUAAUCAGAACUUUUCUCUGGACUUUUUAAAUAUUUUUUUAAUAAUUUUUUUAUGUAUUUAUAUUUACAAUAAACUUUGUCUUGCAGCUCAUAAGCUGUAAUUAAGAACAACAAUUCCUUCAAAUUACUUCCACAGAAAAUGAUCCAGUCCAAUAAAGUAUAUACAUUAAUUUAGUAAAUAAGAAGAUAUUCGUGUGGAAGUAGUAUUACAAUGCUUUCAAUCUUAUGAUUCACAGGACUUGUAAUGCCAUUUUAAGCACUUACAGUACUAUCACAAUCCUACUUCUCCCAAAGAAUAAAGUGGACUAUUACUGUUCAACAAAAGAGAGUUUACUAAUGCUCUAAAAUGCAUGGUACAGUGUAGGUAAUAGAGUACUGAACCAAAAAAUGUGAAUGAAACUAAUGAAAUGUAUUCCAGGAGAUAAGCGUUUUGACAAGGUGUCUUCUUAGCAUCUAGACAAUUGUAGGUCAUACUACUAAACAACACAGGGAGAGCUGAAGAGGUGUUUUUGGUCAGGUUACAAGAAUAUCCCGUUUACACUGGUGCCCAUCUGAUAUCUGUCUGCAAACUCUGCCUGGCAGGUUUAUAUAGAACCCACAGCCAAUGAUUGCUGCUUAUCAGUGAUGCCAUUAGUGCAGUUGGCUAAACCUCUAUUUCUCUUCUUUCAGAAGUCUAUAGAGGCCCCCAAAAUCCAGUGUAAUUCCAGGUGGAGCUUGGAGUCAAGCCUGGCUGCAGGUGUAAGAAAUUGAGGGUCACAACCAUAUUGGGCUGUUUGUUCCUCUGCCUGAUUCUAGCUAAGUACAAAAUGAAGUAACUGAUGAGAUUUAUUUGGAUUGGCACAGAGUUCUAUGAAAAGGGGGAUCUGUGAUGGUGGUGAAAGCAAAAAAUAUUCCAUGAGCGAGGAAAAGCUUGAGAUUCAAAGGAAGUUGGUUUUGGCUUCCCUAAUGACUGGAUUAUUAUUGCUAUUUUAUCAACACAGAAUGCUGUGAAUAAAGUCACCAGCCACUCUUUCAACUCAACCUGCAACCCACUCUUCCAAAGUACUGUCAAAGAAAAUGAUGACAUUGCAAGAGUAAGAUAUUAUGUCCCAGAGGGUCUCACUGGUAAAGGCGUGGCCUUGUGACCGGCAGGGUGAGCCAGCAGGGGGGUCAUCGGAUUGGUUCUGGCACUCCAGUGGGUUAGGGAGUCAAAACCGGCAGGGACCGUUUCUGCUUACCGUGCGGUACAGCGUCCCCUACUGGCCAGGUGCCCAGUGAGCCUCGGGGGUUAAUGGAAUACAUGAUUUACUUGAGUUCAGACAUUGAAAAUGAGACCAGGGUAACCAAGGCUGCUCUCCAAUGACAGGGUGGAAAGGGAAACAAAGCAAACGAUUGGCUCUCGCAGGGAAUGUUGAAAGUUGGCAGAUGCAGUGCCUGGACAUGAUCCUGGUGCUUGUGAGGAUGAUUAAAUGGUUUAUUUCUGUUGUGUCAGCAUAUCCUUAGUUUGUUAGUACUAAUUCUCUGUUGGAUAUAUCCUGCCAGAUUUCAAAUAGACUCUGCCAAACAAUAAAAAAAGAAGUACACAAAAUAAUAAGGGGUAAUGCUGUACACAUCAGUCUGCUUAAGAAAUGCUUUACUUAAAAAGGGGCUUACAGUGUACCCUUUUUUAUAAUGUAUAAUGGAUUUUUCUUUAAUCAUAGUUUUCAGUGAAUGUAUGCAUACUUGGUAUUAAAUAUGCACUUGCCCAAUAAUGUAUUAAGAUAACAUUUUCUAUAGUCUUUUGAAAUGCAGCUUCAUGAAAGAUGUGCUAUUCCUGUUACACAGUCUAAUUGUCCAGUUUAAAAAGUUACAAAGAAUAUAUAUUUAUAUGUAUUGGUGCUCAGUGUUUACAUGGAUACCUUUAAUAUAUAAAAAGGGUUGACUGUAACAAAAGCAGUAGAAAUAUCCUGUAAUAGUUAUGUCUCAUUAAAAGAAUCCUUUUCUGUCACAUUUACUGGAAUUUUGCCUAUAUUACAAUUUAAUAAAAAAAAUGACUUUGGCUUCUUAAAGGGAUAGUGUAAUCUGAACAUAAAUGAAUGGUCACACAAGAUGUUAAUUGUUUUUUUCAUAUGUGUUUGUUAAUGUGAAUAAUAUGGCAUAUGUACCAGUCAAACAACUGGAUGGAGGGAUCAAUUUAGAUAACCAAAUACAAGAGCAAAUCUAAUACUGCAAUUGUUGGGACUUUAUAAAAUCAAUUUUUCUGUUGCAGAUGUUUAUUUGUUAUUGAUAACUAGAAUAAAGAAUUAUCUCUAUUGCCAAAUGUUUAAUAUAAAAAUUGUAUUUCGAACAAAA